AUGGAGCGCUCUAAGCUGGCCGAUCUCAAACUCGUUUCCAAGUACUACCCUGUUACCAACUACUCAUACCCUCAACAACCGGAACGUCCAUCACACUAUGUUCGGAGCCGCUUCUCAGAUGAUAGGGCGUCUUUGGGUUCCGAGGGGUCUUCACCCAGUCUGAUCGAUGACCGAACGGACUCAGAAGUCUCUCUGGACGAUGACUAUCAGUACCAUGCCCAUGGCGCGGAGCUAUGGGACAGCUUCUGGCUCCCAAGCAAAUCUACCAAGCUUGAACUUCAACCUAGAAAGCAAUAUCCGGCCUCGAUUCCAAUCACCCAACAACAACAACAACGUCAAAAGCAUCUAGAACUGAAGCAACAACAGCAGAGAUGGCAAAAGCAAGCAGAGGAGUACCGCGCCAAGGCAUGGCCUCUUUCUGGAAAUUCUCGCAACCAAAGUCGAAAGCCGGCAACAACCUAUUCCCCCUUCCCAAAACCACUCCCUCUGCCACCACGAACUGCACCACAAGCUCCAUCAUGGCAAUGCUCUCGCGAUGUGAAGCAAAAGCCUCCACGACCACCUCGCCCACACGAAGAAGUUUACGUUUUCCGCUCUCUUCAGAACUCACCCCUUGUUGCACAUUUUGCUGUUACUCAAGACUCGCCUCGCCCCAUUACACCAAAGGACAGUCGCCCAACAACGGCGCAAGAGACACGACUUCCGACACCUCCAGAACGUGGUUCCUACUUUGAAACCGCCUCACGCAAUCAUGCCCAACGUCUUUGUUCUACAAGCUCCCAGCCUCCCGCUUCUGUCAUGCCCUCAAAGAAGUCUCUCCCUUGCAUGCGGCCUCUACCGCCAACGCCACCACCGGAGGCGGAAGAGGCUCCGGAAGCGGAGCCCCACUCGGUGUUCGAGUACGAUGAUGACUCUGAUACUGAAUCUGGGAGCCGUUCAUUCUGGUUUCAUCGUCGGUCGGCAAGUGACCAACGUAAAUCAGGUCAACGAUCUGCCCCUUCAUCGCCCCGCAAGCGACAAAAUGAUGUGCUAGGGAGAAUGCUAGGACGACGCAGUCGAGGCUGA
This is a messenger RNA of Fusarium graminearum PH-1, 1065 nucleotides long. RefSeq lists its product as uncharacterized. The transcript has a single exon. The record is from RefSeq and is a predicted model, not a curated record. The coding region runs from base 1 to 1065 and encodes 354 amino acids. Lineage: Eukaryota; Fungi; Ascomycota; Sordariomycetes; Hypocreales; Nectriaceae.